GGGCAGAAGAGAGAGGCAGAGGGAGGCACACACCGACACCUAGGCAGUCACACCGAGUGCGCGCGUGGAUCUCAAUGGGGAGGUCUCUGUGAAGCGCAGCCUACCUGUUGGAGCUCAUUGCGGGAGACUGUGCCGGACCCAGGCUGAUCGUGGAUCUGCGGGAAGCCUACUGCACUUGCGAGGAAUGAACAGAACGAACAUGUCUCCAAGACUAUUGCUCUGCGCUGUCUUGGCUGUGUACCACGGGACGCAAACCUGCAGUGGAUUUAAUAUAGAUGAACGUUUCCCGGUGAUCAAAGAGGGGAAAACCAAAGGGAGCUUCUUUGGAUUCUCAGUAGCUCUGCAUCAGCAGACGCAGGGCUCCACGAAGUACCUGAUUCUUGCAGGAGCACCCAAAGAGAAAGCCGAAUCCCUAAAAAAUGUCAGUGAAACGGGCGCUGUCUACUCCUGUCCCAUUACAACAGACACCGCUGACUGCUCCAGAAUGGACCUGGUCAGCACAACAAAUCCAUCUGAGAUGGUGGAAGGCAUGUGGCUGGGUGUGACAGUGGCCAGUCAGAGAGACCAGCAGGCGGGACGCGUGCUGGCAUGUGGGCAUCGCUAUGUGAAGAUCAUCCAAGGCAGCUCAGAGGAGCAGCGGCGUAUGACAGGAAAGUGCUUUGUCAGGAGUAACGACCUGACAUAUGACCCCACUGAUGAAUGGCAGACUUAUACGUACGAGGUCUGCAACCCCAACUUUGACAUGGAACUUGAGGGCAUGUGCAACAUGGGCAUCUCAGGCGGCAUGACUGACAAUGAUGUCUACAUCGGCGCAACAGGCAGCUACGUGUGGCAAGGAAAUGUUCACGUAAUAUGGAGAGAUCCAGAUCCUGCGAAUGCCUGGGACUCUAUAGACAAAGACUUUGGCCAGCUAAAAAGACGAAACAGUUAUAUGGGUUAUUCAGUUGUUGAGGAGAAAAGGCUGCUGCGUCAUGACGAUUACACAGUGGUGACAGGGUCUCCCAGGGACGACUCCAAGGGCUCUGUGGUGUUCGGGACAAAGACUGACAAAAACAUCAAGCCGGUGCUCAUCAUCCCAGGGGAACAAGUGGGCUCGUACUUUGGGAACAGCCUGGCUGUCACCGACCUCAACAAUGACGACUGGAAUGACCUGAUUGUGGGCGCCCCAUUUUACUUUGACCGUAUGAAGGAUGAGGGAGGAGCAGUGUAUAUCUUUAUGAAUGAGAAUGGAUCUUUCCAGAACAACGCCACCAUGGUGCUCAAGGGUCCAUCGGCCUCGGGAUUCGGCUUUGCAGUGGCUGCCAUUGGUGACGUCAACCAAGAUGGAUUCCAAGAUUUUGCAGUGGGAGCUCCAUUCCAUGACACAGGAAGGGUCUACAUAUGGAUGGGGAGUAAAAAGGGAAUCUCACAGGAGCACAGUCAGGUGAUUGAGGGUAAAUCAGUGGAAAAUGGAGGAUUCAAGACUUUCGGCUACUCCAUCAACGGAGGAAUGGACAUGGAUGACAACAGUUACCCUGACAUCUUAGUUGGCUCUCUGGAUGACCGCAUGGCCCUGCUCAGAGCUCGACCAGUCAUCCACUUAACUAAGAACUUCACCGUCGGGCCAAAGAUUGUGGACCCUAAUCAGUGUGCUGGAAAUACACCAUGCAUUACAGCGACUGUGUGCAUGUCCUUCACUCUAAGCACUGGAAACAAAAACUUCAAAAAAAACAUCACGGUAAAGUAUACAGUGGAGGCUGACAUAGAGAGGAAAAGAAGCCCCCGUGUUCGUUUUGAGGACGGUAACACUGACACAUAUACCGGCUUCCUGAGCCUGCUGUCUUCCGUAUCCAAGUGUGAAACUCUGAAACUGACUGCAUUGGCGACUGUGAGGGACAAACUGAAACCGGUGGUCUUUUCCCUCAACAUGUCCUUAGAUGAACAAAAACCUAAAACCAGACGUGCCCUGCAGAACCUGGACGCCUUCCCAGUUCUCAGCCAGGAGCAGAAACUCACUGAAAGAACUGAGAUUAACUUUCAGAAGGAGUGUGGCAUAGACAACAAAUGUAACAGUAACCUGCAGGUGACAGCCCAGUUUGUUGACGAACAGAAAAACCCUUACCGCAGGCAGGGCAAAUUCCAGGUACUUGAGUUCCGCAGCACUAUGAAGAUAAUAAGGCUGAUGGUAGAGGUGACCAACGACCAGGGUGAAGAUGCCCACCAGGCGAUGCUCAACAUCACCAUCCCUGACGCACUGAGAUACUCUGGCGUCAGGUCGGAGGACCACGAUGUGCAAUGCAGUUUGGACGUCACAGUGAUUUGUGAGCUGGGGAAUCCAUUUAAAGGCAAUGGAAAGGCAUCACUUUCCCUUAUGUUUGAGACAUCAGGGAUCAAUCUAUACACACAAGAGAUUGAGUCCCAGCUGCUUCUGUCCACUCUUAGUGAGCAGAGUGACCUGACGCCUGUGCCUGUGGCCCUGCUGAUUGAAAACACCAUCUUCCCCUCCUUCUCCAUAGUGAACAACAUGGUGCACACAAAAUUUGGUGGGGAAGUGAUGGGCGAGUCAGCCAUGGUCAACACCAGUGACGUGGGCAGUCUGGUGGAGUUCACCUUCAAUGUGGACAUGAGUGGACAGCCCCUGGGAGACAUGGGGACCCUCGCUGUGGAGUUUGAGUGGCCCUUUGAGGUAGCCAAUGGCAAGUGGCUGCUGUACCUGACGAAAAUUGUUGUAAAAGGGGAAUCAGAGGUGGAAUGUAACCCUCCUGGAGAUGUUGUCAACCCGCUAAAACUAAAAUUGUCAGGGAGCGGACCAAAGCGCACUAAACGUCAGAUUGUGGUGGAUGAUAAAAUGACCAAGCCACAGGCCGCCAUCACACUGCUCACUCCUCGCAAAGAGACCUACAUGUUGGAAUGCUCCAAGGGGACAGCACGAUGCGUGACAUUUACCUGUCCACUGCGCAACAUGACUGACUCAGCCAAGAUUUAUGUCCGGUCCCGUUUGUGGAACAGCACAAUGCUAGAGGAAUACUCCAAAGCUCUGGAAGUUACUGUCAGAGGUCAAGCCACACUGAAGCUCAUAACAGAUAAACAAACCAUCAAGAUGGAAAGUCAGACCAUCAUGUUCAAAGUAGAAAUAGAACCGGUGGAGGGGGUGGAGAUACCCUAUGAGCUCCCACUAUGGAUUAUCAUCUCUGCAGCUAUAGCGGGAAUUCUACUACUGGGAAUAAUCAUUGUUAUUCUGUGGAAGUGUGGAUUCUUUCAGAGGGCCAGCAGGAGAGAGAUGUAUGAGGCCAAGGCCCAGAAGGCUGAGAUGAAGAUCCAGCCCUCUGAGACAGAGAGGCUGACUGAGGACUACUGAUGUCCCCAAGGGUCCCCCCAACAGCACACACGAGUGGGGCUUUUGGCUUGGAUUCUUCAAGCGAGCCAUUUACUACCGGAUAAUGCCAAAGCACCAGGGGGUGAAAAUUCGUAAGGCUGAGCGCUAUCAGUUCAAUCUGGGAUUUCAGCCUGAGGAGCCACAGAAAAAGUAUUGGAUCACCAACUGGACAGAGAUGCAGCAUUACUACUACUGAGGCAUUUACUUUGGAACCUGAACCACUUACCAUCACACUGGUUUGAAACAGGCCAAACAAAGAACAUUGGGCUCAGUCGACCCACAAGGACUUUACAGCGCAUGGACCAAUUGUGGAUUCAAUUUAUUUUAACUUUAGCAGAUUCAUCAGCUUUUUCAGUGCAAUAUACUGAACAUUCUGUUUCAGAGAUUGUAAUUUGUUAAGUUUGAAUGCAGUUUUGUACAUUAAAAUCGGGGUUGAAUUCAAGAGUAAAUUGUAAAUUUGAUUACGUUGCUGUUUUUUUAUGUAUUGAACUUAGUGUUUGUGUGUAUGUUUUCAUUUCAUUUUUUUUUUUGAAUCCUCUUAGCAGUUGCUGGUCAUUCAUCAUGUUUAUUUCCACCAUGUCUGUUUUCCUCUCUAAUCAGAGGAAUGAGUCUAUUGAUUUUCUCUGUGAAUUGUGUAUGUCUUUCGUGCUCUGUCCCCAUGCAUCACUUUGUGGUCAGUGGUUGUAGGCUAUGUAAGUCAUUUAGGAGAUCAUUUUCAAACUGCUCUCAGAAUAUGCUGACCAGCCUCCACUCUGCUAUGAGCGAACAAGCAUCUUUAUGUGAAUGUCCAUGUCAGUGUUUGGCAAGCAUUACGCAGACUUGCAUCUCAAAUGCAGUUUAUAGUUGUGGCACAGACCUCAUAUGGAAAAAGUGAUUUUCCUGAUUCAGGGAAUAAAUACAGAGAGGUUCAGAGAAAAAUGGUACUCAUUGGUGAAUAAUUCAUUUUAUAGCCCAGCUAGACAUGUUUUUAUUGCCCACAUUUGAUUGAAAAGCAAUAGCAUCUUGUCUGUAUGUAGACUGAGUUAAUAUGUGUUGAUGAGAUGAUGGGAGUACACUUGAUAAUUAUUUAUUACACUGUCUUGUGUUAUCACAGUAAAGAACCAAUCUGGAAAGCUUAACAGGGAGUCGUGACACUGGAUCAAAUAAUAAAUGAUGUAAUAUACUGUAUAUGUCUGAAGACUGUAAGCUCUGGCAUAGAUAGUUACGUUAUAAAUUGUACAUAGUGACAAGUUAUGUUGAAUUGACUAUUUGAAUGCUUAUGUCACUGGCCUUUGUUUCACGGUCCCAAAGCUUUGUAUUUUUGUACGAGACAGUAAAUUGACACUUGGAUUGUUUCCAAGCCAUUCAGGCCCCAUUGAGGUCAACCUGCAGUGCUGAAAGUAGACUGGACCAGGAGAAGAAGUGUUGCAUUACCACACUAGUCCGUGUUACCUGAGAGCCCACAGUCUGUGACUGUGGAUGCUACAGAGGCUCCAUUGACUCUGUGAGUAAAGAGGGAAGGGCUGAAUUCAAUGCACAAACUCUGUUCUCUGUGUUGGUGUUGUGCUGUACUGUGCAGUUUCAAUGUAAUUAAAUUGUUUUUAACAA
Messenger RNA from Micropterus dolomieu (smallmouth bass), 4942 nucleotides. It is a transcript of the gene itga3b, whose product is annotated as integrin, alpha 3b. The record is from RefSeq and is a predicted model, not a curated record. The coding region runs from base 185 to 3337 and encodes 1050 amino acids. Gene Ontology annotation, cellular component: integrin complex; external side of plasma membrane. NCBI's taxonomy places the organism in Eukaryota, Metazoa, Chordata, Actinopteri, Centrarchiformes, Centrarchidae. Gene Ontology annotation, biological process: cell adhesion mediated by integrin; cell-cell adhesion; leukocyte migration. Gene Ontology annotation, molecular function: integrin binding. The transcript is spliced from 26 exons.